AUGGAAAAGCAUUCUCUAUACUUUAUCCACAAGGGAAGACAGCUUGAUUCUAUCACAGCUGAAUUUACGAAAGAAGUCGAAAGUUACCCCAACUUCGAUUAUCUCAAAACGCAUACCACCGUAUUUGGCGGUCAGUAUUGGGUAGUUCACAUUUCCUCAUUGACCAACCUACCUCUUCACAUCAGCAAAGAACCCAUAGAAGAGGUUCGGAAAAAGGAAGGUAUUCAAGGUUUUGGCGAGGGUCCCAGAUUGAAAGAUGUAAAUGGCAAGGUUGUAUUUUCAAUUGCCAGGUUGGACCAGUUUUACAUAAACCCUAUUCCAGAAUCCAGGAAGGCAGAUCGUGACAGGUUGUGGGGCCUGCGUUGUCUUCAAAUAAAAGAUGAACGGAUCCCACUUGAUUUUCCUAUUUCCAGAAUUUUGCUGGACAAUCCACAAAAGGUUUUCUAUGAUCUGAAGCUGCUGUUUGAAGAGAUCGACUCUACUAUACAUGUUGGUCUCGAAGCGAGAUACAAGAAGCCCCAGUGUUUUGAAUCGAUGACUCCAGGUAAUAUUGCUUGUCCUGACGCUUCACUAUCUGAAUUUGUACAGCUUCAGUUGGUUCUGAAAGAUGCCGAAUUUUCAGAAGGUUCCCUUGACUCUCUAUCUGUGAUACUAGAGGAGCACACAACAUGUCCGGUUGCGUUCGAAGAUGAGAUUCGAAUGCUGAAAGAUGUUCGAACAACCAUUGCUCAAAAGAAUGACUUUUCAUUGGUUCCCACUGGUACAUGUUGGGAAGUUCGGGAUCAAUCACUCAACACUUUGGAUGGUACACUUCAAAUUGCAGUUUCGGACCGUUUAGCAGUAUUCAAAAGCGGCUAUUACCCGCUAAACAUCCUCCACUUUCAUGACUUGGACUUGAUUGCAACAUACUUAAGAGGAAAGUAUGUUCUUCCAGGUAUGUCGUUUGAAUCAAUAGUCUCGCUCAAAGUAGACUACUCUGGCGAAAAGGCGCCUAAGGUCGACUACAUUUCGAUACAACUUAUUGAACAGACGGUAAGGCUCACCAGAAGUGGACCGUUAUCUGAGAAAAGACACAUUCACUUGGCGUACCAGCACGAGGUCAAAACCACCUUCACCAUUGCCUCUUGCCUCCGCUUCAGUCUUCCACCAUUCGCACUCACCAUCAACUCCACCUUCUUCAUGAUAGGUAUCGACGUCGGCAGCAACGCCGUCCGGAUAAGCUACAAUGGCCGGGUCGGAUCCAAGCCGUUGGUCAGCACGGUCAGCGGAUCCAAGCACACCUUGUCAAUUGGCCAUCUCUGGCUGCAGAUCACCACUUUGCUCCAGGAGCUUGAAGGGGAGUCGAAGAUGCGUGAAGCAGACAGAUCUGAAGAGGAGGGGAUCAAAAAGGGAUCAGGGGGCGACGAUUCAGAGGAAUUGAGGUCUGGAGGUGCUGGAGGUGCUGGAAACAGCAGUUCUGCUGGAAUCACCGAUUGUGCUGAUAUCAACGGUUCUGGUGAAAAACAAGGCCAAAGCAAAUCUAAGGAGGACAGCGUCCAGGAGCCCGCCGUCUUUGUCGCCGCCACGUGCUCAAUGGCGGUGGUGGAAAAAAUCCAAACGGAAAACGGCACUUUCUACGAACCGCUAGACGAGGAGAUCAUAGUGUGGAUGGACUCUCGCGCCAAACGCCAGGCCAAGUGGUUGAACGAAAAGCUCCCGCAGGACGUUCUCGCCCAGAUCGGCGGCCGGGUCACGCCCGAGUUGGGCAUCGCCAAGUUGAAGUGGGUCGACGAAAAAUACAAAAACAGCGGCCGGGACGUUGUGGUUUUUGAGUUGUACGACUGGGUGAGUUAUCUUUUCGCAGCCGGCGGGAUGGCAGACGGUCUAGUGCGGUUUUUGGCGCCGGAGGCGCUGUUUGGGCCCGGUUCGCACGCCAUGGACGGCCUGGCGAAGGGGUGGUCUGACGAGCUCUUGGAGGAGUUAGGCAUUCUGGUUCGCGUAGGGGCGCUCUGCGAUGUCGGUUUUGGCGGUGGAUUUGAAUCUGGAGGGGAAAAUAGGGGUGGCAGUGUGGAAUCAGAGGGUGCUCUGUUGGCUGGGUCCUGUACCCUCGAAGAGGCAGAAGCGAGGGAGGUGAAGGUGGAGGACAAAGUAAAGGCAAAGGCGGAGGCAAAGGCGAAGGCGAACGUGCCAAAGACAAAGGCCAAAACAAAGAAGAAGGUGAAAUCAAAGACGAUUGAAGAAGCAAAGCCAGAGCUUGGUGCUACUUCCCGAGAAGAUGACGAUGUUGGUUCUGGGUCACUGGCUGCGAAAUCUGGGGAACUGAGUCUGAGGGAGGAGUCUGCCACAAAACCAAAAUCUACGCCAAAAUCAAAGAAGGCUCUGAAAGCUCCAAAGUCUCCGAAGGAGUCCGUGGAACUGACCGAAAAGCCAGCGACGAAGAAGCAGUCCAAGCCCAAGAAGGCCAAAGCAGAGGCAGAGAAGAAUGGUUCAGGAUCUGCGUCUGAGAGGGCUUUGAGUACCCAGAGGACCCCGAGUGCAACUCCAGAGCAGAAAGCUGAUCCGAAGAAAAAGAAGCCUCCAAAGGCUUCAAAGGCUCCAAAGGCUCCAAAGGCUCCAAAGGCUCCAGCACCAAGUGCUCCAGAUCCAGAGGUAUUGACUCCAAAGGUUCCAACUCCACGGGUUCCAAAGCUGAUGGAAUCAAACGAGAGUAGAGCCGGCACACCAAAACAUGGUAAGGCUCCGAAGUCUGCAAAACAGAAAAAGGCUCCAAGUCUGGGCACUGUGACUCCAGAACCUGCAAAGAAGAAGUCCCCAAAGCCGAAGAAGAACAAGGCAGCCGGAAAGCCAAAAGAGAAAAAGGUUGAUAGCCAAGAGGAUUCUGGAAGCAAAGUACCGAUUGAGAAGUCAAACCUGCCUGUUCCCAAGAAAGCUAGCAAAAGCAAGCCAAAGAAGGAGCUCCCAAAGAAGGAAAAGCCUUUGGAGAAUGAGUUUUCUUCUAAGAAUGAAGCUUCCUCGACGCUGGAGAAAUCUUCAAAGAAGGGGAAGACUCCGAAGGUUAAGACCCCACCAAAGGCCAAAAGUCCUUCUCCAAAAGCAAAGAAUCCUCCAAAAGCGAAGAGUCCUCCAAAGGCAAAGACCCUACCAAAGAUGGAGCUUUUUCCAGAGAAUACUCCAAAGACAGAAGGCCCUCCAAAGGCGAAGAAAUCUAAAAAGCCCUCGAAGUCAAAGGAACCACGAUCCAAGUACCUGCUUGACUUCUUCCCCAAAGCUGGCGAACCCAUUGCCAAAAAUCGGUACCUUGGAGGAGUCGUUUUGCAUGGCUGCAUUGACUGCUACGCUGGCGUCGUUGCUCAAAGUAAACUUUCUUCCAACAAUCAAAACGACAUUGCCACUUUGGAUAUGGUUGCCGGCACGCUGACAUGCUUUAUUGCCUCAAUUCCUAAAUCUACGGAACCAAUUGACGGUCUUUGGGGACCGUUCGAUCAGCUCAUGUCCACGCCAGUGUACGCCUUUGGACAACCAGCUACAGGCAAGAUGUUUGCCGAAUUGCUGAGCGAAUCAGAAACAGAUUUUGACACUUUGGAGAAACACCUCAGACAUGCGGAAAAAGAGACAAGGAGGACCAUGACGAAUAUCGCAAAGCACCACUUGUACUAUGGAGAUCGCUACGGUAACAGAAGUCCCUAUGGAGAUUUUGGUAUGGAUGAGAUAGUAGUCACUGGACAUAAUGCAGACCCACGUUUAUUCAAUCUUGAAGCCAACAGUCUCCAGUACUACUGCCUCAUGGAAUUUCUUGCAUUCCAGACGAGGCAAUUGGUGGAUAGACUAGGUCCUUUAGAUGUGGUGAGAGUUAGUGGAUCACAGGCGAAGAACAAACGGUUUAUGAGACUUCUCAGUGAAUUUUCCUUCUGUGGAAAGCUGCGUCCUGAAGUUCGUAUAAGCGGUGGUGAUACUACGGUUUCCGGUGCCAUUGCUGGGUCUAUCAUCGGUGGUGACUAUGAUGCUGCUGUUGAGGAUGAGGUUUUCGAAGCAAAGCCUUUGCUGACCGUGGAAAAAGAUGUUUUGGAGAAGAAGUACAAAUUUUUCCUUGAACUCAGCGAUUGGCAGCACCGGUUCCGCCAGGUCAUGAGGGAAAAACCUCCAAAGCGUGAAGGAAACUAG
Molecule: messenger RNA, 4140 nt
Organism: Candidozyma duobushaemuli
Lineage: Eukaryota; Fungi; Ascomycota; Pichiomycetes; Serinales; Metschnikowiaceae
Exons: 3
Coding region: 1-4140 (1379 amino acids)
Biological process (GO): carbohydrate metabolic process
Molecular function (GO): kinase activity
Source: RefSeq, a predicted model, not a curated record